AUGGCAGCAGCGCGGAGGUUUUACAGCUGUUUGCCGGUUCGCGGCUCUUUCCGUGCGGGCCACAGAAUGCCACCGACCGAAGACAGUGCGCUUCCAAGCAAAAGACGGGCAUCCCGCAUGGACCGCUGGGAAAGUGACCAGCAGGGGCCUUCAGGGAUCAACGAAGGUAGAGGAGAUCACACGCACCUCUCGGAGCUGCAACUUGUGAAGGCUGCAGGCUUUGCCAGAAAACUGGCUCUUCGCAGGUCAGUUUUUUACUUUUCCUCUCCCUUCUUUCCGAAGGCCAAAGAGAACAUGCUGCUCUGCCACUUUCACUUUUUCCAACAGUCGAGUGGGAGGGAAUCCAGUUCCCUCAAGGUGAACGGUGAACGAGGAAACGAGACUUUGCAGUUGCACACAAGUGGCACAGAGACGGUUGUUGGUCUGCUGUUUUGGCCAGGGGCCGAGGCGAAGUCACAAUGCCUGGGUACAUUGGACGAGGAGGCGCUCGCGGCGUCCGAGUCGGACUGUCGUCUGCUGGCCCAGGGACUGGAGCCGAGGCCUGGAAGCUCGCGACUCCUGGCUGUGCUGCUUUGCGGAGUCAUCCCGUACACUGGUCUCGGUGCUUACCUCCUAGUCCGGAAGCGGGUGCCCGGCGCCUUCGUGAUCUUGUUCGCCGGCGCGUACAUUCUGGUCCUGUUGAUCUAUCUCCUGAUGCAUGGCCGCUUGGUGCCCCUGCUCUUCUUCCUGCAGGCAUCAUCUUUGACGUACACCAUUAGUGCUUGCCUGGUAGUGGCAGCGAACCAGGCAAGAGCGCAUGCGGCGGCAGUGUCGAAAGCACAGGCCAAGAUGCACAACUCCCACAGAGACUUGCCGAAGGUAGCGUGGCAGCGCGCCACCAACGCCUCGAAAGACACCUUCGUGCUGUCGCUGGGCUGCUGGGCAGCCGGUGCGGUCGCCCUGGGCCUUGCAGCGGCCCUCUCUCUGGUGCAUCCCCGAAUUUCCUAUUCUUUCGCCCGACUCAACUUGACUCAGCUUGACUCAGCUUCACUCCUUCCUUUCGGCUUCAGGCCCUGCCUGAGUUGCCAGCGGCAGCCCUGGGCGCAGGCGUAUUGCUGGCUUGGGCCUUACAAAGCCUCAUAA
Symbiodinium natans is the source of this 1122-nucleotide messenger RNA. The record is from the annotation of a GenBank genome assembly. Lineage: Eukaryota; Dinophyceae; Suessiales; Symbiodiniaceae.